GUUCUAAUAUUAUCAUAGUGUUUGAGUAGGUUGUUUGUCCCAGUACGUAGGCAUCUUUAGCCAAUCUAGGAAGAUUUAUUCCAUCAGAUGCAUUUUUCCCUCGUAUUUAAAUAUCAUCUCCAUUUAGUGUGUAUCGAAUAGGAUUUUAGAGUUUAUGUUGGUAACACUUUCUUUCUCAGACCAUGGCAUUCAUUCAUAUUUGGUAUCAUAUCCUUGAAGAAGCUGUAAUCCCAAGAGGAGCAUCUUUUCUGUCUGCGGGGCAGCAGAGUAAAGAAAGUAUAAGGAGGUUUCAGUCACCAUUCCAACUCACCAGAAGUCAUGGUGCCCACAUCAAAGAACCUUGCUUUGCUAGAACCUUUGCAUCAACAGCUUCAGAACAAGAACGACGGAAGUCAUCGGAGGCUAGGAAAGAUAUAUCAAAAGUUGAGGAUCCAUUUGAUGCUCCCACAUACAAUAUCCCAGAGAAGCCUGUGACAUUCACAGAGGGAGCUUCCUACAGUGUUAUCAUUCUAGCAGGGCUUGGUAUUGCGGCAGCGGCAGGAUAUGCUGUUUUCAAAGAACUUAUUUUCCAACCAAAAGAGUACAAGAUUUUUGGCAAGGCUCUAGAUCGGAUUCAAAAUGACAGUCAGGUUAGGGUGAGAAUUGGAUCCCCAGUCACGGGCUAUGGCCAGGAAAGUAGAAAUCGCGCUGCUCGUCAACGAAUUCCAAAUAGGGCAUGGACCGACGAAGAUGGUGUUGAGCAUGUAGAGGUUAAUUUUUAUAUUCGGGGGCCCCAAGGAGCUGGAAAAGUUUAUACAGAGAUGUUCAAAGACAAGGUGGACAAGCAGUGGAAGUUCACAUAUUUGAUUGUUGAGAUCAAAUCACCUUCCCCAGCUCAAUUAAUGCUCGAGUCUUAUGUCCCAGCUUGAAGUCUAUACAUACAAGAAUGGUUCUGCUUACAUCAGUUGCAUCUCUCUGUGAAGCUAUGUUCCAGCCAUUGAUGGUUCUCCGAAGUUUUGUUUCUGUCUGGGGGCUGAUAUAACUUGCCAAGUUCAAGUUUUGAUUUGCCAAAUGGUUGGAACUCAAAACUCCAGCCAUAGAUUUUGCUUCAAUACAGUAUGUGAUGAAUUCAUAUAGAUUGUUGGAAGGUGGUUUCUGCCUGUUUUUGUAUUGAGAAAGGAUUUCUGCGUGAAGACAUACUGUCCUGAUAGGAAACAGUUUGAUUUUAUUCCGACCGAUUUUAAACGGGUGAUUUAGUUUUCCAAUUUAUCAUUGGCUCCUGCUUGCACCUUGAAAA
Molecule: messenger RNA, 1276 nt
Organism: Rhododendron vialii
Lineage: Eukaryota; Viridiplantae; Streptophyta; Magnoliopsida; Ericales; Ericaceae
Product: probable mitochondrial import inner membrane translocase subunit TIM21
Exons: 6
Coding region: 183-908 (241 amino acids)
Biological process (GO): protein import into mitochondrial matrix
Cellular component (GO): TIM23 mitochondrial import inner membrane translocase complex
Source: RefSeq, a predicted model, not a curated record